CACGCACACACGCGCGCGCUGUAACCGAGGGACAGCAGAGAGCAUCACAAUCACAGUACCGCAUCUCUGUCCACACAGCAUCUUAAAUCAUGUAGACUCCAAAGCAGGACUCACUGGUCGUCCUUUACCGGAUCGUUAGAUCCGUUUCUCAGUCACAGUGUCCCGGUGAGGAGGCGUCAGGAUGGCCGGGGGUCGCCGAGGGCUCGUGGCUCCUCAGAAUACUUUCCUAGAGAAUAUCGUCAGGAGGUCUAACGACACCAAUUUUGUUUUGGGGAACGCCCAGAUUGUGGAUUGGCCCAUUGUCUACAGUAACGGUGGAUUCUGCAAGCUCUCAGGGUACCAUCGAGCUGAAGUCAUGCAGAAGAGCAGCACUUGCAGUUUCAUGUAUGGAGAACUCACAGACAAGGAGACAUCUGAGAAAGUGCGGCAGACUUUCGAGAACUAUGAAAUGAACUCCUUUGAAAUUCUCAUGUACAAGAAGAACCGAAUGCCUGUGUGGAUCUUUGUUAAGAUCGCCCCUAUCCGCAAUGAGCAGGACAAAGUUGUGCUUUUCCUAUGCACGUUUAAUGACAUCACUGCGUUUAAGCAGCCCAUCGAAGACGAUUCAUCGAAAGGAUGGGCUAAGUUUGCCCGUCUCACUCGAGCUUUGACAAGCAGCCGUGGCGUCCUUCAGCAGCUGGCUCCUACUGUUCAUAAAGGAGAGAAUGUCCACAAGCACUCUCGUCUGGCUGAGGUAUUACAGUUGGGAUCAGACAUCCUCCCCCAAUACAAACAAGAGACACCCAAGACGCCACCCCAUAUUAUCCUACAUUACUGCACCUUCAAGACCACCUGGGACUGGGUGAUCCUCAUCCUCACCUUCUACACAGCCAUCAUGGUUCCCUACAACGUCUCCUUCAAGACCAAACAGAACAACGUCACUUGGCUGGUGGUCGACAGCAUUGUGGAUGUCAUCUUCCUCGUGGACAUUGUGCUGAAUUUCCACACAACUUUUGUGGGGCCAGCUGGGGAGGUGAUAUCUGACCCGAAACUUAUCCGCAUGAACUACGUGAAGACCUGGUUUGUGAUCGACCUGCUUUCCUGCCUACCCUAUGAUGUCAUCAAUGCUUUUGAGAAUGUAGAUGAGGGCAUCAGUAGUCUCUUCAGCUCUUUGAAGGUGGUGAGACUCCUGCGUUUAGGCCGUGUGGCCCGCAAGCUGGACCACUACAUCGAGUAUGGUGCGGCAGUGCUGGUGCUGCUGGUGUGCGUGUUUGGCCUGGCCGCCCAUUGGCUGGCUUGCAUCUGGUACAGCAUUGGCGACUAUGAGGUCAUUGACGAGGAGGCCAAUGUGGUGCGCACUGACAGCUGGCUGUAUAUGCUAGGCGAGGCAGUGGGCACGCCAUACCGUUUCAACACCAGUGGUACAGGCAAGUGGGAGGGUGGCCCCAGCAAGGACUCAGUCUACAUCACCUCACUGUACUUCACCAUGACCAGCCUGACCAGCAUUGGAUUUGGCAACAUUGCCCCCACUACAGACGGCGAGAAGAUCUUUGCUGUGGCCAUGAUGAUGAUCGGAUCCCUUUUGUAUGCUACCAUCUUUGGAAAUGUGACCACUAUCUUCCAGCAGAUGUACGCUAAUACUAACCGUUACCAUGAGAUGUUGAACAGUGUGAGAGAUUUCCUGAAGCUCUACCAGGUCCCUAAGGGGCUUAGUGAGAGAGUCAUGGACUACAUUGUCUCCACUUGGUCCAUGUCCAGGGGAAUCGACACUGACAAGGUGUUGCAGAUCUGCCCAAAGGAUAUGCGAGCGGAUAUCUGUGUCCAUCUCAACAGGAAGGUGUUCAAAGAGCAUCCUGCUUUCCGCUUGGCUAGCGAUGGGUGUUUGAGGGCUCUUGCCAUGGAGUUUCAGACCAUUCAUUGUGCUCCAGGGGACCUCAUCUACCAUGCAGGUGAAAGCGUGGACAGUCUCUGCUUUGUGGUGUCGGGAUCCUUGGAGGUCAUUCAAGAUGAUGAAGUGGUUGCCAUAUUGGGAAAGGGUGAUGUGUUUGGAGAUGUGUUUUGGAAGGAAUCAAACUUAGCGCAGGCCUGCGCCAACGUCCGUGCACUAACCUACUGUGAUCUUCAUAUCAUCAAACGUGAUGCCUUACAAAAAGUCCUGGAGUUCUACACAGCCUUCUCCAAUCACUUCUCACGUAACCUGGUGCUCACCUACAAUCUGAGGAAGAGGAUAGUCUUCCGCAAGAUCAGUGAUGUAAAGCGUGAGGAAGAGGAGAUGCGGAAAAGGAAGGAUGAAGCCCCUCUCAACCUUCCACCAGAUCAUCCUGUGCGGCGUCUUUUCCAGCGUUUCCGUCAACAGAAGGAGGCACGGAUGGCAGCAGAGCGAGCUGAUCAGGGUGAAUUGGACUUAGAGAAAGGUUCUGUUCUGAUGGAGAAAACUAUGGUCCAUGAAACCAAUGCUACAACCAGUAUCGUCACGGUGACAGAGAGCCCUGCCACACCUGACGUCCCUUCCCCCUCAGAUUCUUCAGAUCCUGCUCAAAGGACCCAAAACCGAGCUAAACUUCACGCUUCUGUAGUUCACGGUGUCAACCAAACAGGAAGUAAAUCCACUGAACCUACCAAAGCCAAAGCUUGGGGUAGAUUUAAGGAAGCCACAGGGAAGGCAGAUCUUUCCUGGAGUGCCGUUUCCAAAGCUGAGUCCAUGGAGACCCUUCCAGACAGGACUAAACUGCAAGAAGAGCUGUCACUAAAGAAGACAGACUCGUGCGACAGCGGCAUCACAAAGAGCGAUCUGCGACUGGAUGUCGGUGAAGGAAGCGCCCGAACCCCUCAGGAACGGAGCCCCAUGCAUGCUGAGGGGAGGCGAGCUUUCUAUCCCAUUCCUGAACACAACCUGCAGGCCUCUUUGCUAGAGCUAAAGCAGGACCUGAGAGCCGACAUCCACUACAUGAGCAACCGCAUGGCAGUCCUGGAGGCACAACUAGCAGAGAUGCUGCAACUUCUCAAAGAAAGGAAGACUUCAGGAUGCUCACACCUGUACGAAAUAUCACGACCUGGGACUCCAGAUUCAGACAAGGAAAACGACAUGUUCUCGUAAACAGCCGUUAUGUGAAUAAGGUGUGAUGGUCACAGACACUUUAUCUGUGCAUUUAGAGAUACUGUAUGAUCCAUGGGGUGAGUGCUGAAAUGGUUCAAUUUUAGCAUUUCACUAGAGGUUUUCUUCAUAGUGGAUGUAUGGAAGGCCAUGCUAACUAUUUACUGAGAUGUGGCCUUCAUUUGUGGGUCUACAAGACUAUUCAUCCAUACAUUGUAAAACAACUGUUAACCUUUGGUUACAAUAUGAAUUUUUUUUUCUGCUUUAAAAAACUUUUAAGGAUGAUGCAAGAUAUCAUUAAUUCCAUCGUCUCUGUUUUUCAGCUUCAUGCAUUUCUCUGUCAGUUGGACCUACUCGGUUAAAAAGGCAAUAUUAAUAAUUAAGAAUAAUAAAAUAUAUAUAUUUUCACAUGUAUUACACUCAGCAGGUAAACGAUGUAGCAGUGAAAAGAAUUUCUCAGUUACAGAAAUGAAUGUCAUUCAUUGUCAAAUGGUUAAUGCAUGGCAGAUUUUCUUUAAUAGAAAGCAACAAAACAACAUGAUUUCAGGGUAUGUAGCUGGUACCGUCUUGUGACCUGUCAAUCCUCCAAAACUAAGACAUACAGUACAAAUGUGGUUUCUUUAGAUUUUUGUUUGUAUGACAACAUAUAAACAAAAAGGAGUAGCAUCAUAUAUUGAUCAAAAGUUCCAAAAUGUUGAAAAUUUUUUACAACACACAUUUAAUAGGCCCAUCUAAAAAUAUAAUUGAAUGUGUUUUCAUCAUUGUAAACAUAACAAAUAUCUGAGAUGCACUAAUAAAGAAAUUAUUAAAUUGAAUUGAUUAAUGAAAAUAACUAAUAAGGCGUAUAAGCAAUAUGGUGAUUAUAUUCUUGCUAAUAAGCAUGCUCUGGUGGUAACAGAAAUGAAACUAUGCAUGGAUGAGGCUUAGCUUAGUCACAAUAAAUACGCAUGUGAUUUGUAAUUAUGCACUCAAGUCUUUUUUAACAUGCUAACACAUUCAUCCUGCUUUCUGUUACCCCCUUGCUUGACCUCCCCCUACCCUCAACGACACCCUCCCACAAACUUUCAGGGCGCCUGUGUGUUUUUUACAGUAUAUCUUUUUUGUUUGUUUUCAUGUAACUUUGCAAAGGCUUUUUUUCUGUUAUCAAAAUCAGUUAUACUGUAUUUGUAUAUGGAUUGCUAGUGCUUUUGAAAAAUUGCUAAUUUUGCACUUAAAGUCUAUCUAAAGCAGUUUUAUAUAAUAAUUAAUAUGAACACAAGAUGAUCAAGUGUAUUUAUCAGUGUGUGGAUUUUUUUAAGUGCUAUGGAUUGAGGUACCUUUUGAAUUGUUCGUUUUAAAUGUAUCAUUUGCCAGAAUAUGUGGCUCACUGCAAAGCACACCACAGUGUUCUUGGUUCUAUCAUCCUAGCCCUGCGUUCCAAUACAACGCUUAAUAUCCCUUUACAGUACAUGAAAGAUGAUGUAGCAGCUUCCAACAGGACAAUUUGGAAGCAAGAAAGCGAUUAAAAUACAGUAAAUGUCAGGACUCCCUUUUUUUUGGAUAAGAAUUCCAUGAUAGGGUGAAAAGCAAUCGCACCAAUGGGAAAAAAUCCAUUAAAUACAAUAUUGCUUUUUAAUAGAAAAGCAAAACCCUUGGCACAUUUCUCCUGAAUCACAUGAUAUCGUGAAUGAAAUCGCCAUCAGCAAGGGAAGAUGCUUUUACUCAAUCACAUUGGUGAAAAUAUAUUUAUAGUAAACACACAACACUGCUGCUUUAUGUUGGCCUACAUGCAGAAAACGUUACAUACUAAAAAACAACACCUGCACUACAUUGUUCUCAUGUCACUUGACUUCGCAUUAAUUGAAUGCAACUCCUUGUUGCGUCACAUUUUUUCCAUCAGUGUAUGGAAGUGGUGCUGCACUGAAAUGCAGUCAUUUAUGAUAUGCAGGCAUGAGCAUGAUAUGAGCAGGACAAUGAAAUGCAUUUCUUCCAACUAUGUAUAGAAAGUUAUAUUAACUAAUUAACUUGCUAAAUUAGCUGGCAAAGUAAUGCAAUGUGAGGUAUCAGGUGGAAACCAUGAAAAACACAACAUCAAUGUUAACUAAAUUAAAUAUUAUACAACCAUUAACACUCAUGCAUUUUUUAAUCAUUUAAGGCCAAAUUUAUUAAGAGAUACAUAUUAUAGCCAAACACUAAGUUUAGUAGGUGUGCUGAGUGACCAAGACCGUAACUGUAAAUGACCACAAACUCACCUUGCCAUAUUAACACGUGUCUGCUGCAUUCUAAACUCUUUUUAGCAUGUUUUUUUUUUUCUUUUUGUUAGAGAAUAAACAUUCAUUCAUUCAUUCAUUUUCUACCGCUUAUCUCCGAACUACCUCGGGUCACGGGGAGCCUGUGCCUAUCUCAGGCGUCAUUGGGCAUCAAGGCAGAAUACACCCUGGACGGAGUGCCAACCCAUCGCAGGGCACACACACACACUCAUUCACUCACGCAAUCACACACUAGGGACAAUUUUUCCAGAGAUGCCAAUCAACCUACCAUGCAUGUCUUUGGACCGGGGGAGGAAACCGGAGUACCUGGAGGAAACCCCCGAGGCACAGGGAGAACAUGCAAACUCCACACACACAAGGUGGAGGCGGGAAUCGAACCCCGACCCUGGAGGUGUGAGGCGAACGUGCUAACCACUAAGCCACCAUGCCCCCCCGAGAAUAAACAUAUAAAUCUAAUAUAUUUAUCACAGCAUUUGUUAUUAGGAUUUUAGGUCUGAGCAAGCUGAACAUCUGGAAAAAAAAUAAGAGGAGUUGUAAAACCAUUUAUGAACUGUGCAGCAGUGGAAACUUCAUGUCUGAUUACAUGAAUCUCAGCUGCAGUACACUGGAUCGGUCCUGAAAGCAAGAAAGGGAACCGUGCCCAAGAGCACCGUUUGUUUUAGGGCUCCAAAUUGGAUUGGGCUUUCUCCAAUAAAUGUAUAAUAAUGUGACCUGGCAGACAAUAUCUUCACUACAGGCUUUUACUGAUCAUUGUCAGUUACUCUCUGUUAGGAAAUAACAGCAGCUUUUGAUAGGCGUUAAAUAGUGUGUUCAGUCAAAAUGUCAUUAUUCGAUCCUGUUAAAAAAACUUGCUAAAAGAGGUUUGUUACAAUAUAAAUUUCUACUCAGAGAUUCCUGUAAAUGUACAUGCAAUGAGGCAAAAGUACAUAACAGUAUAUAAAAAUUGAACACAGCUUGCAACAGUGCAAAACGUUAGUUGUUAUACUGUUACAGUCCAAUAAAACUCUGUCCUUAAUGUUUUUGUCAUUUUAAAACGGAUUGCAUCAUUCAGUCUUUUCAAGAAGUCUACAGCUAUCUAAAGUUUUACUGAAGCUGCCAAGACAUCAUAAAGUAUUUAAACAGCCUUUAAUGGAGAUGGAAAUGGAGGAGGAAGCCUGCACGGGAGUGUUAAGUAGUGCUGGAACGUAGGGCUCGUCACAUGACUGUUUACAUGAUCGUCAGUGGGGUAAAUUGCAGAACCGUGCUGUACGUACACUCUUCGAGCUCGUAGGCUUGUCCUGGUGACUAAACCUUUUCUUUUCAGUGAGACUUCAAACAGAAUCUAGGGGCAUUAAGUAUCCAAAGAACCCUCAGUGAACAAUGUUAAGACUGCUAUUGAGAUCCACUGUUUGAAAAAGCAGUGAUUAAGAAUGUGAAAAGUCAAUAUGUAUUAGUUUGAUGAAAGAAAUCUUGAAAAAUAUUUUAAUAUAUCGGUAUGUUUCAGGAAAUGUUUGUAGCAAAGAGUAAAAUAUCCAUUUGUAUUUUUCACAGCAGAAUUAUUAAACUGUAAAUUUACAGUGUUGUAGUCAUUAUAGACUGUAAAUGGAUCUAGGAAAUAUGCCAGAUUGUCAGAUAAUGAGCCCAAAGACAGCUGAGUUGCACUUUGGUGUGUUUUCCAAAUGCAUUUUAUGAGUUGCCAUUUCACCAAACGAAACUGAAGCAUCAUCUUAUGUAUAAACGAAUACAGCACAUACAUUUUACAGUUUCAAGAGCAUUUUUACAGAGAAAUGGAAAAGGAAUGAUAUUUUUCUCUUGCUGCUUAAUCACUGCUUCAUUCAGCAAACUCUUUAUUCAGAGAUAUAAAUAAAGAGCUGACUUAUCUUGAGUUCUUGCGUCUCAUUUUGUCAUUCUCACAUAAUCCUUUUGUAAAAAAAAAAAAAAUGUCUAUAACCUGUCUAUAAAUGUAUAAACCAAAAGCACAAGGAUGCAAAUUGUUCAUGCAAAAUGUAAAAUGCUCAAAUGAACGAUUUUGUAUUUUGGAAUUAUCUGAAUAUUUGUUCAUUAAAGGAGUAACAUAUCAA
Molecule: messenger RNA, 7382 nt
Organism: Tachysurus vachellii
Lineage: Eukaryota; Metazoa; Chordata; Actinopteri; Siluriformes; Bagridae
Gene: kcnh1b
Product: potassium voltage-gated channel, subfamily H (eag-related), member 1b
Exons: 11
Coding region: 182-3076 (964 amino acids)
Biological process (GO): regulation of membrane potential; potassium ion transmembrane transport
Cellular component (GO): membrane
Molecular function (GO): delayed rectifier potassium channel activity
Source: RefSeq, a predicted model, not a curated record